CUUCUCCCUACCGACAAUUGACUGACAAAUGGAGGCCUUGUGCUUAAAGCAAAGAACCCACUAAAGCUGCACAAUGUAAACCACACUCUUCCCAAUUCCUACCCGUUUCCACUUUCGUCAUCCAAACCAGCCAAACUCUUUCUAUAUUGAUUCUCCCCGGCCUCCUUCCCCCUCGAACUCCCCUUCUCACUUCCUUUUCUUAAAAAUCUAUCCUUUUGGCAAAUUUCUCCAAGAUGGGUAUCAAAAUUUUCAUGGCUUCUUUCAUGCUAACCUCAAUGUUGUUCUUAAUUCUUUAUAUGCCCACCAGAUUAACCAUGCCCAUCUCCAGCGUCAGGCCCGUGAUGAAAUAUUUUAAUGUCUCAAAAACCAGCAAAGCGUAUCCAGUUUCUUUUGCUUAUCUGAUCUCGGCAUCCAAAGGAGACGCCGAAAAGCUCAAGAGGUUGAUGAAGGCGCUGUACCAUCCGGGGAAUUACUAUUUGAUUCAUAUAGAUUAUGGAGCACCCGAAUCAGAAUUUAGGGAUGUUGCUGAGUUUGUGGCCGGAGACCCUGUUUUUGGUGAUGUGGGGAAUGUUUGGGUUGUGGGGAAGCGUAAUUUGGUCACUUAUAGAGGACCAACAAUGCUUGCUGCCACCCUUCAUGCUAUGGCUUUGCUUCUAAGGACUUGCCAGUGGGACUGGUUUAUUAAUCUUAGUGCCUCUGAUUAUCCCUUAGUUACACAAGAUGAUCUGAUCCAAGCGUUUUCUGAGUUGCCAAGGCAUAUCAAUUUCGUGCAGCAUAGCAGUCGUCUGGGUUGGAAACUGAAUAAGAGAGGCAAGCCAAUAAUCAUAGACCCAGGGCUUUACUAUCGCAAUAAAUCAGAGAUUUCGUGGGUCAUUAAGCAAAGAAGUUUGCCGACAUCCUUCAAACUCUAUACAGGUUCAGCAUGGACCAUAUUAUCAAGAUCAUUUGCGGAGUACUGCAUUGUGGGGUGGGAAAAUCUGCCAAGGACAAUGCUUUUGUACUACACUAAUUUUGUGUCAUCACCUGAAGGGUAUUUCCAGACAGUAAUAUGCAAUUCUGAAGAGUACAAGAACACCACAGCUAACCAUGAUCUUCACUACAUCACUUGGGAUGUGCCUCCGAAGCAACACCCGAGGUCUCUUGGUCUCAAAGAUUAUCGCAAAAUGGUUCUGAGCAGCCGGCCGUUUGCCAGAAAAUUCAAGAAAAACGAUGCAGUUCUUGAUAAAAUCGAUAAAGAACUUCUCAAGAGGCAUCGUGGGCAAUUUUCUUCUGGAGGAUGGUGUUCUAGUGGCGGCAGAAACAGAGGAUGCUCUGAUUUUAGAAUUGAGAAUUUUGGCGUCCUCAGCCCCGGCCCUGGUCAUAGGAGGUUGAGAAAUUUGCUAUCCAAGCUUCUCUCUAAUAGAUUUUUCUACAAACUGCAAUGCAGAUGAACAAAUCAUUACUUCAUGUCUCCUGAGUUUUGUAAUUUUUGAGGUUUCUAUUUUUCAGUCAAUAAUGUUGGAUAUAUGGGGAUUCAUCAUGUAAAAGGGCAAGGAUUGAUUAUUAUCACUGGCAAAAAAAUUUUAUCCGAGUA
This is a messenger RNA of Neltuma alba, 1573 nucleotides long. RefSeq names its product beta-glucuronosyltransferase GlcAT14A. The transcript is spliced from 4 exons. Bases 234 to 1430 code for a protein of 398 amino acids. The record is from RefSeq and is a predicted model, not a curated record. NCBI's taxonomy places the organism in Eukaryota, Viridiplantae, Streptophyta, Magnoliopsida, Fabales, Fabaceae. Gene Ontology annotation, molecular function: glucuronosyltransferase activity. Gene Ontology annotation, cellular component: membrane.